Siniperca chuatsi (mandarin fish) is the source of this 3492-nucleotide messenger RNA. RefSeq names its product family with sequence similarity 149 member B1 (gene fam149b1). Bases 506 to 2470 code for a protein of 654 amino acids. The record is from RefSeq and is a predicted model, not a curated record. Gene Ontology annotation, biological process: protein localization to cilium; cilium assembly. The transcript has 15 exons. Lineage: Eukaryota; Metazoa; Chordata; Actinopteri; Centrarchiformes; Sinipercidae.
AGUUGCGUAUCCAUGACAGCCGUGUUAUUGUUGUUGUUGGUGGUGCUAACAUUAACGUUAGCAAAGAAAAACCUCAGAGGUGGCGAUAGCUAGCUCCACUAACGUUAACGUUAUACACGCAUGUAGUUUAAGAUGUAAGUUAAACCUAAUUCAUUGGCAAUUUCUGGACCACACAAGAUGCUAAUUUAGUGUAGCAAACUUAAUUUAAAAGGAAAUGUAUUUGGAGGAAUUAUACAAUGCUGUUUGUGCCUUUUUGCUGUCCGUCCGUGUUAGUUAGCUUAUUUUUAGACGUUGCCUCCUCCUAACAUUAGCCGCAACAGUUAGAAGCAACGUUAGCAUCUGUAGCCAAAGCCCUGUCCAGCUUCCUUGCACUAAGGGUUUUUAUCUGCGGGCUAGAGGAAAUGUCAGACCUCCCUUUAACGUUAAACUGUUCCCAGCGAGUCCAGGACGUGGAGGCAAGAAUGAGAGACGAGGGCUUGAGCCUAUAAAACGGAGACAAAGGAGCAUGAUUUCACGAUACAACAGAAGACCUGUAUCGCACAAACUUGAGAUUCGUGGGUUGUCCCGAAGCAGCCUCGACCACCACCCUCUCCCAGAGGAAGCAGACGAUAACCAAACCCCUCAGCGCUACCUCCAUGACCUCCAGGAAGCUCUGUCCGCUCACAACAGCUCAGAGACGUCUGCUGCCUCAGGCCACUCUGACUGUCCCACUGUCAUCUCAGUAGACUCCAACCCAUCCUGGUCUGGUAUCCACAGCUCCACAGACACUGGCAUCUCCACAGAGAGGAGCUCUGUUUUCUCCUGGGGCUAUGAUGAGUUCGAUAAGGCAGCAUCACGGCAGGUGCAGCAAAUGUUUGAAGAGAUCGACAAAGAGCUGUAUGAGGGGAGAGGCAGCGGAGGAGGGAUACUCCAGGGGCUGCAGGAUGAAUGUCAGCAGUGGGCCACACGUUUCCCACAUCUUCGGAUCCUGGGGACUCAGCUGGUGUGUCCCAGUGAUGAGGGCUUCCAGUGGUAUGCUACUUCAGGGAGAGGCAGCUCUGCCAACAGCCCAUCAGCAGGCAAAGAGAGCAGUGAGAAGUCCCAGGAGAAAGAUAAGGGCUGCACAGAGUUGAAUGUGCAGGGCAGGAGAGCAGCGCUGAUCAAGUCGUCCUCAGCAGAGUUGGAUGGCACCUCCAGUGGCUCCAGCAGUCACGACAUGCCGAGAGUGAUUGAAGUGGAGGGUCUGAUGGAGGAAUACCUGGCUUUUGAUAGCAGGGACUUGGAGGACAAUUGGAAGCAGGAUUGUUCGGAAUCGGGUCGGAACUAUCGCUGUCUGCCCCCCGUCUCGCCAUACCAGUGUCGCCGUCAAGCUGUUCUCGACCUGCUGUUUGAUGAUGUGUGGUGGAAGCUGGUUGGCUGGAUGAAAGAGCUGGUUCAACGCCACUGGGAAUGCUGCACCUCAAAUGAUGAAAAGAUUUCUGGGAACUUGAGCCCCGAGCAACAAGACUCCCAGAAUCCCUUCAUGCUGCUCUCCAUGCUGCCCACGAUGCUGCCCAAACUCGGCCAGAGCAGGGUGCCCCCACUCACAGCUGGUCUGCAGUUCCAGGCUGGAAGAGUCCCGGUAGGAGCAGCAGCAACCCAGCACAACCUGAACGACCUCAUCAUGAUCCACAGCAUCCCCCUGCAGCAGAGGAACCUGGGUGUGCUGGAUAGACACCAGGAGCCAGAAGAGCGGGCGUGUCACAGACCAGGCUCCAGCGUGGUCCCCUCCAGCAAACCACGGCCUCACCGAACCCUGGAGCAGAGCUCUUCCUCACUGUCCCGCCCGGCACAGUCUGCCCGACGCAGAAACCCUCCUCCCCGAACCCUCCUGCCACUGGUUCCCAGCCUGAGUCAGUCCAGCACAGCAGGAUCCAUGGAUGAGGUCAUCCGAGGGACACGUCUACCCACAGCCAGCGACCGCCUGACAUCUCCGCUGUUGCCUCUGAGCAGGAACACACUCCUUCCCCCCAUCAGCACUGGAGAUCCAGAGUCAUCUCACUCAGGGCAGCAGUCCAAACCUGCACAGCGUCAGAAAGGCCCGUCCAGCCGCGCCCACAGUGCUAUAAACGAUGAAGCUGGCAGUUCAAUACCAAGGGAUCGUCACCACCUGCUGGACAUCUUCUCUCGCCCCAACACCACUCACACAUACAGGUCGGACACUCCGUACCGUCGUUCCUUCACAGUAUUGGACAACAUCGGGCAAGGCCGGCCAGGCAGAGCCUCUGUGGGCACAGACACUCUUGGAAUUGGUGUGACGGGCAUCAGUCUUGGCAUCAGCAGCUCAUCUUUCUUGGACUCGUUUUCCCACCACCCCUUGGGGCACUCACCCAUCAAAGAUGAAGAAGAGCCACAAGCCCCUGUCCCAGCUCCACUGGUGCCUGUGUCAGUCCCACCUCGGUCUUACACCCGGGGAGGCAUCUCAUUCAGAGCCAGCAGACCUGGCUUGUAGUUUGCCUCUGAUCUCCACACCCUUCAGCCAUUCACCUUUUAGACAUCACAAAAAGUGCAACACUCUGCAGCAUCUGUGCCCACUAAACUUUUUUUUUUUUUUACAGAAGUAGCAGAUUUUUUUUCAUAUUAUUAUGCUGCUUUGGUGAAGUUUUUGUUAGAGGCCUAUUUUUGUACUUUAGAAAUCAGCUUAUGUGGCUGCCAAACACAAAUGACUCCAUCUUCAUGUACAGUAUGAGCUUAAUGCAUAGACAUUUCUACUAUGUAUGUAUGUAUGAUGAUGAUGAUGUGUACAUAUCUAUUUAUAUGUGAAUGUACUGUAUAUUAUCCUCUGUGGUAUGUUGUUGUACUGGUACAUCACUAUGCAGGGAAUAACACAUCCACCCUGACAGGGAUAGAGAGGAUAAAAAGCACUUUUUUCCCCUCUCUGAUCUACAUCAGAGAGUUUUGUACUGUAUCUUUUAUAAGGACACAAUUUUCAACCGCCCUGUGUUAAAAAAAAAAAAAAAAAAAAAAAAAAAAAUUGACCCAGAGCCUCUCAUUGCACACAGGAACAAGAGAUGCCACCUUGUAAGUUUCCGGUUGCUUUUCACCCCAUUGAAGCUCUCAUAAAAUCACAUUAAUCAGAAGUGGGAAUGUGGAGGCUGUAUACGCACUGACAGAGCAUCUCUGCAGCCCAUGUGCUUUUACAACUACUACUGCACCUUGAGAUAAUUUACGAAUGGAAGAGGCAGUUAUAGGAAACUAUGUAAAUAACUAAGGGAUUCAUUCAUUGUGUUUGUACAAAAUACUGUAUUUGUGGUAAUUAAUUUUUAAUCAUUACCUGAUGCUUUGACAGGUAACAUCAGGGUUACUGCACAAAGGGUAGUUUUCCCUUCAUGGGUUAUUAAAACAAUAUAUUGGACAGCCAUGCUGCAAAGGUGACAAAGCUUGGAAAUCUAAGCUUUUCUUCAAUGCAUUUUCUUUGACUAUUUUAUACAAAAUAAUAAAAAGCUGUGUACAAAUGCUGUAUAUAAAUAUGAA